Molecule: messenger RNA, 519 nt
Organism: Marchantia polymorpha subsp. ruderalis
Lineage: Eukaryota; Viridiplantae; Streptophyta; Marchantiopsida; Marchantiales; Marchantiaceae
Source: the annotation of a GenBank genome assembly
AUGGUCGAGACUGGGCGCGUCGUCCGCGUUCGAACAGUGAGAGGCUCGAGGGCGAGGCGAGGGCGAGGGCGAGCGCUGCUGGCGCCCGGAGUUGUGGUUCCUGCUCGUGCUCCGAGCGCCUGUUAUGAUCUGAUCGCCAUUCUUCGGCAUUCCUUCGAGCGCACGCACGCACGCGCGCGCCUUCGUCUUGCGGUGCUUGGGCUUGUUUCCACGAGGCUCGUCCGACUUCGUCUUCCGUCGAUUGCUCGUCUGCUCGGGGUAAAACAAUUCGGACGGACUCUCUUGAAAGCUGAAGAGAGACAAGGAGGAGGAAGGAGGAAGGAGGAAGGAGGCGAUCGGCCUGCCACUUGUGGUCGCGGAAUCGGUCGUCGAAUUGAACCACAUUUCGCUGGUCCUGGUCUGGUGGUGUCAAGGUCAGCUCGCCCGGCCGAUCCGCCGCAUUCCGGAUUUUCUUUGUUGCCGGGGAGAAGAAGAAGCAGCAGCAGUAGCUGCUGCUGCCGUUGGUGUGAAUGUUGGUAA